Molecule: messenger RNA, 447 nt
Organism: Macrosiphum euphorbiae (potato aphid)
Lineage: Eukaryota; Metazoa; Arthropoda; Insecta; Hemiptera; Aphididae
Source: the annotation of a GenBank genome assembly
AUGGAAUCAGAUAAAUACCCAUUACCCAGAACAAAAGAUUUAUUCCGCAGUUUAGAGGGCUCAAAGUUCUUUACAACUUUGGACUUAAACAGCGGAUUUUUUCAAAUUCCGGUAAGAGAACAGGAUCAAUACAUGUUAGCCUUCACUACAGUUCACGGUUUGAUGGCAUUCACCAGAUUACCACAAGGCUUCAAAAACUCAAGUGCAAUAUUUCAAAGAGAACUCAAUAAAGUAUUCUCAGACUAUCUAUACAAAUCAGUAAUUAUAUUCAUUGACGACUUAGCUACCUUCGGAGAAAACUUUGAAACAGCAUUACACAAUUUAAGAAAUGUAUUCGAAAUUAUAAACCAAUUUGGAUUUUCAUUAAAAACAGCCAAAUGCACUAUAUUCAACCAGAAAAUUGAACUUUGGGACACCAAAUUUCCAGCGAAGGCCUCAAACCCUUAG